GUACUUAGGUGGGUUCUUAUCUUGUAUGCAUAUUUAAGCACUUCAUUAGUUGAAUAAGGUGAUCCACCAUGCACUUCACCAGCCACAGACAUCAGAAGAUGGAAAAAAAGAUUCCCUUACUCUCAGCUUGUGUCGGCAUGCAGAUUCCGACACUGACUAGAAUUAUACAAGAAUAGCUCCUCAUCCUCCAGACAGAUGAUCCAAUUGUUAUGGCAAAUCAAUGGAAUCCUCUCUUGAAGUGUGCAAUUUGUUCUUUUAUAUAUGCAAAUUGUCAAAGAUGGGGGGAACAUUGUAAAUGUAUCACAUCUUUGGAAGAUGCUACAAUGUGAUUCCAAAUCCAAAGUCAAUGUUUUUGAUGCAUGAGUUGGUAAGUUUGGUUAGUGGGAAGCAUGGUAUCGACAAUGCCAUGGCAGCACCAAGAUCCAAAAAUCAUGACAGACUUUGCAUGCCAACUUUGUGACAUUUCCAAAGAGAAAAUAUUCUUCUUGUCUCCCUUGAUUCUUCUGAUAUACAUGAAGUAUGAGCAUGCCAAAUUGUCAGCCUCUACAACUUGAGAGUUCAGAACUUGCAAGAGAAGAGAUUGCAGCCAUGAUAACAAAUACUAAGAGCUCGCAGCAUCUUCGGUCCAACAGCUUGCCUUCUUUGUCAAGCCACCCCUUACUUGUCAUCAACUCAUCAUCUUCAAUCAGACAAAAGCUCAAUGGAUAGCAGGAUUUACACGAAUGCACCGAUAAGUGGAAAAUACUUGUCAUCAAGGAUAAGAAGGCAAUUCGAAAGGCACAAGGAAGUUUGAAGGGAAUCAACAAUGAGAGCAUUGUUACUUCUUCAAAUAGAAGCAGUGAGAGACUGAAUGCUUAGAAUAUUAAAAGAAACAGGAAGAAGUCACAGUGAGCUCACUAGAAUCUUUGUUCUUGCUUAUUACCGGCCAAAAGGCGCAACCAAAGUCAAGAAGGUGCUUGAUGAUCUCCAAGUUGAUGCAGCCUAACAGAGUGUAAUGUGACUUGAAAGGUGUGGAUGCAGUUUUGCAAUCUCUCUUAAAUCACAAACCUUCGUCUAUAAAAAAUUUUCAAAGUGAUAUGCAAAAUUGGGAGAUAUGCAUUCAGGAUCUUGAAGAAGCAGUAGAGUUCCUCUCAUGAAAACUAAUUAGAAUUACAGUUUCUCUUCUCAUCAUCUUCAAUCACUAGUCAUAGGAAAACCAUAUAACUGUGAACAACCAAUGACAAUUUUCCAUAUCCUUGUCUCACAGUUGUACAAAAAUGAGAUUAAAUCAUAUUCUGUAAUAAUAAUAUAUACUAUAUGAGCAUCAAGUCAUAGUCACCAAGUUAUGUGUCUCCCUUUUCUUCCUUUACUAUGUUCCCACAUCUCAACUUUCCAGUUUCAAAUUUCUUAUAGUGACCAUAAUGGAUUUUACAGCACCUGUUUUCUCUUUAUUUUUCUGUUUCUUACAUCCAUUGUUUGCCAUCCUUGAAUGCUCUACAAAUAUGUAGACAGAAGCAUUUUGACCAAAAGUGAGUGUUGCUUGACCAAAAAAAAAUGAUAGGCCCUAUGUAAUAAAUAAUAAUUAAUCUCCUCCACUUAGGAAGUUUUUUUUAAUAUGUAUGUUGCAUGCUCAUCUCAUAGAAUUGCAUAUUUUCCUUCCAUGCUAUUUCCUUUUCAGCACAUUUUUUAUGAUGUUAAAAUGCAUGAUAUCAAUAUUUAAAACCAUACAUGUUUCUUAUCUGAAAUUGGAUUCUUCUUGCACUUAGUUGAGAAGACAAAUUUGAGACAUAUCUCUGUUAAUUAAAAGAACCAGCUCCACCACCUGCAGAAAACGUUUCCAUAACAAUGCUCAUGCAUGAACAAGGUUUGAAAUUCUUUUCUUAUUUUAUUUACUCUUUAAGUAUAUAUAGCAGCACCUACACAAGAUACCAUUUUCCAAGAACCAUGUGAUUUCGAAGUUUAUAAAAAAAAGGUUGGGAAGCCUGGUGAGUAGGAAGCACUUAAUAAACAAUACCAUUUUAGAUCUGAAAUUCAAAUCAAGGUGAUAUAAUUGCUAAUUCAUUUUGGAACAUCUAAGGAAUAAAAAAAGUUCCACUUGUUCCCUUUGUCUCCCUCAAUUCAUUUGCUAUAUAUGUAGCAGAUGCAAACCACAAAGACCUCAGAGAUUAUCUGAAAAAAUUGUGUAACAUCAUCUCCUACUUCUAGAGUUCUCUUUUGUCUUGUAACACAAGAAAAAAUGGAAACAAGCUCAAAGAUCUCUAUUCACACUAGGUGCAACAGUUUGCCCUCUGCACCUCACCCACUUAUAUCACAAUUCCAAGAGCAUUUGCAGAGGUUGAAGGAUUCUGAAGCCUCCACUACCUCUUUGUCAUCAUCUUCUAUAAGCCAAAAACUGAUCGGCUUGCAGGAUUUGCAUGAUUAUGCUGAUAAGUUGCUUCAAUUGCCAACCACACAAAAGGCUUUGGUGCAAGAAUGGAGUGGCAACUUGUUAGAAGGGUCACUGAGGCUUCUUGAUAUUUGCAACAUGGCCCAAGAUUGCCUCAUGCAAACAAAAGAAAACUUGCAUGAGAUCCAAUCAGUUAUGAGAAGGAAAGGCGCUGAUACCGGAUUUGCAGUCAAGGGUGGAAAAUACUUGGCAUCUAGGAAGAACAUGAAGAAGGCUAUUCAUAAGGCCUUAACCAAUUUGAAAGCAAUGAAAACUGAGACAUUUGUUUCUUUCUCUAACAUGGACAAUGAAACUUUUUCAAUGCUUAGCAUCCUGAAAGAAGCAGAAACAGUCACUUUGAAUUUGCUAGAAUCUUUGUUGCGGUUUAUCUCUGCCUCAAAGAGACAUAGCAGAUGGUCUAUUCUAUCCAAGUUUAUGCAGCCUACAAGAGUGACUUGUGAUUCUGAAGAAUGUGACACAAAUGAAUUUGUAAAGGUGGAUGCAGCUUUGCAUCAGAAGCCUUUAUCUACUGAGAACUUUCUCAGCAACACAGAGAAUAUGGAGAUCUGCAUUAAGGAUCUGGAAGUACAAGUUGAAUGCCUCUCAAGGAAACUCAUUAGAACAAGAGUUUCCCUUCUUAACAUCUUCAGCCACUAGAUAGAGAGAAAAAGAAAAAUGUAAAUAUCAAAUGUAGACAAAUAGAUAUCCAAAAUUCAAAUUAUGUCCCACAAUUGUACAUCAAUAUGAAUCAACCCAAGUUUUGUUACUACA
This is a messenger RNA of Arachis ipaensis, 3175 nucleotides long. NCBI's taxonomy places the organism in Eukaryota, Viridiplantae, Streptophyta, Magnoliopsida, Fabales, Fabaceae. The record is from RefSeq and is a predicted model, not a curated record.